AUGGACGGCAGAAGAAACACAAUUCAUGUACUAAUGUUGCCAUGGCUAGCCCAUGGACACAUUUCACCGUUUCUAGAACUAGCCAAAAGACUUGUAUACAGAAAUUUCCAUAUCCAUUUGGGUUCAACUGCUGUAAAUCUCACUUCAGUCAAGAAAAAAAUCCCAGAGAAAUUCACUGACUCAAUCCAACUCGUUGAGCUAACUCUUCCUUCUUCCCCUGAACUACCUCCACCUUACCAUACAACGAAUGGCCUACCACCCCACCUCAUGACAACCCUCAAAAAAGCCUUUGAGGAAUCAAGGCCUAACUUAUCUUACAUUCUUGAUACUGUAAAACCCCAAAUCGUUAUUUACGACUAUAAUCAGCCGUGGGUGGCAGAACUGGCUUCUUGCCGUGGAAUCCCGGCGGUGCAAUUUCUCACAGUCAGUGCAACAAUCACUUGUUUUAAUCUUUUCAUGUAUCAAAAACCAGAUGAAGCAUUCCCGUUUCCAGAGAUUAAUUUGAGGCAGUUCGAGAGAAAUAAGAUUCAAGAAUUAGGGGACUCACAAGUGGGCAAUGUUAAAGAGAGUGAUCGGGCUCUUGCUGCUCUGACAAAAUCAAAAAACAUUGUUCUUAUCAAAACUUCUCGAGAGAUCGAGGGAAAAUACAUAGAUUUUCUGUCAACUAUAUGUAACAAGAAGAUUGUCCCUGUAGGCACACUUGUUCAGGAUCCUGUGAUUGAAGACGAAAAUAAGGAGAUAAUGGAAUGGCUUGACAAGAAGGAGAAGAAUUCAGUAGUGUUUGUUUCUUUUGGCAGUGAAUAUUUUCUGUCCAAGGAAGAGAGACUUGAAGUAGCGAAGGCACUAGAGCUUAGCCAGGUUAACUUCGUGUGGGUUAUCAGAUUUCCUUUGACGGAAAAAAUCAAGAUCGAAGAGGCAUUGCCACAAGAAUUUCUUGAAAGGGUAGGAGAUCGAGGUCUUAUCGUGGAAGGAUGGGCACCGCAAGCCAAAAUUUUAGGCCACCCGAGCAUUGGUGGCUUCGUCAGUCACUGCGGAUGGAGUUCUACACUGGAAAGCAUAAAAUUUGGUGUCCCAAUAAUCGCCAUGCCCAUGCAAAUUGACCAACCACUUAAUGCAAGAAUAGUGGAAGCCAUUGGAGUGGGAGUAGAAGCUUUUAGGGAUGAGAAUGGGAAACUUCAAGAUGAAGAGAUUGCAAAAGCGAUGAGGAAAAUUAUUUUGGAUAAAAGUGGGGAGGAAAUAAUAAAGGGAUCAAAACGAGUGAGUGAGAACUUGGAUAGGAGAGGAGAGGAAGAGAUUAAUGGAGUGGUGGAAGAGCUUGUGGCACUUUGUGGGGAGAAAGUUGGUGACUAG
Fraxinus pennsylvanica is the source of this 1350-nucleotide messenger RNA. NCBI's taxonomy places the organism in Eukaryota, Viridiplantae, Streptophyta, Magnoliopsida, Lamiales, Oleaceae. The record is from the annotation of a GenBank genome assembly.